Sphaeramia orbicularis (orbiculate cardinalfish) is the source of this 4324-nucleotide messenger RNA. RefSeq names its product transient receptor potential cation channel, subfamily C, member 7b (gene trpc7b). The transcript is spliced from 12 exons. Lineage: Eukaryota; Metazoa; Chordata; Actinopteri; Kurtiformes; Apogonidae. Bases 120 to 3146 code for a protein of 1008 amino acids. Gene Ontology annotation, molecular function: protein binding; inositol 1,4,5 trisphosphate binding; store-operated calcium channel activity. The record is from RefSeq and is a predicted model, not a curated record. Gene Ontology annotation, cellular component: cation channel complex; plasma membrane. Gene Ontology annotation, biological process: calcium ion transmembrane transport; single fertilization; regulation of cytosolic calcium ion concentration.
GUAGCUGCUGCACAGCUCCGGAGAAACUUGUGCCGUUGAAACUUUGACAAACCCAAAAUGCCUGUCACAUAGCUUAAACCCGUUUAGAGUACAGUAUAUGCCGUUCAAGAACUCUCCCAAUGUCUGACGAGGGAGAGGAAAGCGACGGCGGGAGGACGCGUGUCUCCGAGUCUCCCUCCCCGCCUCUGUCCGCGCGUCUUCCCCGAGGAUCUCCCUCCUCUCCGCGGCCCCUGGACCUCUUCUCCUCCGCCUCACCGCUGCUCGGGGACACAGACCCGCCUUACCUCGCCUCUCCGGAAUGCCUCAACCCAUCUCUAGAGAACAAGGAGCCGGACAACUCCACACAAUUCACACCGACAAAGUUCGGCCGGCAAAACGAGGACACCCACUCCACGUUCUGUUCACGCCAAGAUGUGCAGCUGGAUGCGGUUUACGAGCACUACGAUGACCCGUUCCCCAAGUGGAGAGGUCGAGGCGCGGCGAACGCUGAGCGAUUUCAGCACCGCGGACAGCGACUGCACCGCGCUCCGGAGCUGGCGGACUACGGGAACCACUACUGUGUGGACCACAUAGAGCCCGAGUUCAACACUGAAUCCCGACAAACGGUGGAGGCCAUGCAUCGGCGCCACACCACCCUGAGGGAGAAGGGACGUCGUCAGGCAGUGCGAGGUCCAGCCUACAUGUUCAAUGAGCGUGGCUCACCUCUCACUGCAGAGGAAGAACGUUUUCUGGAUGCAGCUGAAUAUGGGAACAUUCCUGUUGUCCGCAAAAUGCUAGAGGAGUCCAAGACUCUUAACUUCAAUUGUGUGGACUACAUGGGCCAAAAUGCUUUGCAGCUGGCAGUAGGUAAUGAGCAUCUUGAAGUGACUGAGCUACUGCUUAAGAAGGAUGGUUUGGCAAGAAUUGGAGACGGUCUUCUCUUGGCGAUCUCCAAGGGUUAUGUUCGUAUCGUAGAGGCUAUUCUUGGUCAUCCUGCUUUUGGUGGUGGUCUCCGUUUGGCUUUAAGUCCCCUUGAACAGGAGAUGCGGGAUGAUGACUUUUACGCUUAUGAUGAGGAUGGGACACGUUUUUCUCAUGAUGUCACGCCCGUCAUCCUGGCGGCUCACUGUCAGGAAUACGAAAUCGUCCACAUCCUUUUGUCCAAGGGUGCCCGCAUAGAAAGGCCACAUGACUACUUCUGUAAAUGCACAGAAUGUGUGGAGAAACAGAAGAAAGACUCUUUCAGCCACUCUCGCUCUAGGAUGAAUGCAUAUAAGGGCUUGGCCAGUGCAGCUUAUUUGUCCCUCAGCAGUGAAGACCCGGUGCUGACCGCUCUGGAACUCAGCAACGAACUAGCAAGACUCGCCAACAUUGAAACAGAAUUUAAGAAUGACUACCGGAAGCUGUCCAUGCAGUGUAAAGACUUUGUGGUGGGUGUGUUGGACCUUUGUCGGGACACAGAGGAAGUGGAGGCCAUAUUGAAUGGUGAUGUGGACCAGUGCCCUCCGAGCGCCUACAACCGACCCUGCCUCAGCCGUGUCAAACUGGCCAUCAAGUAUGAAGUCAAGAAGUUUGUCGCCCACCCAAACUGCCAGCAGCAGCUGUUGACAAUCUGGUAUGAGAACCUGCCUGGCCUGAGGCAGCAGUCCAUUGGGGUGAAGUGCUGGACGGUCCUGGGAGUCACUGUGGGUCUGCCCUUCCUGGCUAUCGCCUACUGGAUAAUGCCAUGUAGCAAACUUGGUCAGAUCUUGCGGAGCCCCUUCAUGAAGUUCGUGGCUCAUGCUGUGUCCUUCACCAUCUUCUUGGGUCUGCUGGUUGUCAAUGCCUCUGACCGCUUCGAAGGUGUUAAGAACCUGCCAAAUGAGACCAUUACAGACCAUCCGCGACAAGUCUUCAGGGUCAAGACCACCCAGUUCUCCUGGACAGAGAUGUUGAUCAUGAAGUGGGUGUUGGGUAUGAUUUGGUCAGAAUGUAAGGAGAUCUGGAGUGACGGGCCACGGGAGUAUAUCAUGCACCUUUGGAAUGUUCUGGACUUUGGCAUGCUGUCCAUCUUUGUGGCAUCCUUUACAGCACGCUUCAUGGCUUUCCUCAAGGCGUCCAAAGCCCAGCAAUACGUGGACAUGCAUGUACCCGACGAAGACCUCAGCAACGCCUCGCUGCCUGACGAAGUGGCCUACUUCACUUAUGCCAGGAACAAGUGGCGUCCAUCAGACCCUCAGAUCAUCUCAGAAGGCCUCUACGCCAUCGCUGUGGUUUUGAGUUUUUCACGUAUUGCAUAUAUCCUCCCAGCCAACGAGAGCUUUGGCCCACUGCAGAUCUCACUGGGACGCACAGUCAAGGACAUCUUCAAGUUCAUGGUCAUCUUCAUCAUGGUGUUUGUGGCCUUUAUGAUUGGCAUGUUCAACCUCUACUCUUACUACCUGGGAGCCAAGUACAAUCCUGCCUUCACCACGGUGGAGGAGAGCUUUAAGACUCUGUUUUGGUCAAUCUUCGGGCUGUCUGAAGUAAUCUCGGUGGUGCUGAAGUACGACCACAAGUUCAUAGAGAAUAUUGGCUAUGUGCUGUACGGGGUCUACAACGUCACCAUGGUGGUGGUCCUUCUCAACAUGCUCAUUGCCAUGAUCAACAGCUCAUAUCAGGAGAUAGAGGAGGAUGCCGAUGUGGAGUGGAAGUUUGCACGAGCAAAGCUGUGGUUAUCUUACUUUGAUGAGGGUCGAACACUGCCUGCACCCUUCAACCUGGUUCCCAGCCCAAAGUCUUUUUAUUACCUAGUUCUUCGCAUCAAAUCCUGCCUCAUACACCUUUGUAAGGCCAAUGGCCAUCGCCAUAACAAUGAGCUGGAGUUGGGCAUGCUGAACUCACAGGCCAAGGAUGAACGUUUCAGGUCUUAUCCACGACCAGGAGAAGAGUUCAUGCCCAGGAAAUCCAGAAAACACCCGACCAGAUACCAGAAGAUCAUGAAGCGUCUGAUUAAACGUUAUGUCUUAAAGGCCCAAGUGGACAGAGAGAGCGAUGAAGUUAAUGAAGGUGAGCUUAAGGAGAUCAAGCAAGACAUUUCCAGUCUCCGUUAUGAGCUCCUAGAAGAGAAGUCCCAGGCGGCUGGCGAGCUGGCUCUGCUCAUUCAGCAACUUAGCGACAAGUUUGGCAAGAACACCAUGAGACACUAACAGGACUCGCUCGAAAGAGAGAGAGGAAAAAGAGGGAGCAAGAUGAGAGUGAGAAAGAGGGUGACAUCGGGAGGAGGCGGGGGCAGAAAGAAGAGACAGAUUAGGUAUUUUAAGAUGCUGAUAGUGGAAGACGGAGAGAGAAAGAAGGAUGUUUAUGAGACAGACACAGAAGAAAGUGGAGGGAAAGAAUGCAAUAUAUAAACUAGACACGGAGUCAUUGAGGCAACAAAAAAAUCUAUUGUAUAUGCAAUGACCAAUUAAGUUGGAGUGUGAGAAGAAGAAAGUUGCGUCUGCAAGUAAGCAUGAGGUCAAAGGGCUGGAGGUGAGGUAAGCCCAGCCGGGGAGGUCUGUGUUGACAGCUGAAUUUUAAUUAAAGGCAACAUCUUCAGGAAGUGAGAGAGGAGACGAAAGCAGAGUCAUGCAGGAGAGGUUGGAGGUAGAGUGAAGGAGGACAACAUAAGCACUGUGGAAUACGAAGAGGGACCACAGGGCGGAAGACUGAGGCAGCACAGCGAUAUAGGCCCCCACAUCCGCUGUCAGGACAUAUGAGCGCAUUGCCAGAGUAGGAAACCCAGAGAAAGGAUGACACAAAUCAGGCCAGAGAGGUUAGAAAAGAGAAGCAAAUAGGCAAGACAGAAAAAUAUAUAGAAGAAACUGUCACUGCUGUUCACACCAGAAAGGCUGACUUUGCUUUUACUGUACGUCUUCACUUCAUCUGGUCAAGCAUAGUGAUGCCCGUCAAGAUACUGUACAGCCAUACGCCAGUGCACCAGGCAAUCUAAUUAAUACAGUUUCCAUUGUUUUCCACAGUUUGUUAUUAUGAGUUGGAUUGAUUGGAAGUAUAGCAGGAAACAAUGUCGAAGUUACGCACUCAUUAAAAAGUCAUUUUAAAAACCGAACCGAAUUUAUCAUUAACAAAUGGAACAAUAAAAUUACUUCAGACAGCAUCUUUCCAUUUGCAAAUAAAGUCGACUGAAAAGACAAGUGAUGGAGACACUCCCUCAGUUCCAAAUUGUUUCAACGCAGGUGAGUUUCAUACAUAUUUGAAUAACCUACAAAUCAGUUAAUAUGGUUUUGAUAACAGACUUUCAGAACCAAUCUGCAAUGAUUUGGCUUUAAAAAAAAAAAAAAGCGUGGAUAAGCUGUGUGGGGUAAUUUUAAGGUCAUGUUUUUUCUGU